Messenger RNA from Dicrocoelium dendriticum, 622 nucleotides. The record is from the annotation of a GenBank genome assembly. Lineage: Eukaryota; Metazoa; Platyhelminthes; Trematoda; Plagiorchiida; Dicrocoeliidae.
AUGCCACGUCGAAAAAGUUAUCAAUUAACUGUACUGUUUCUAUCUCGUAGCACCAUCUACAGUGCAGCAAAAAGAAUGCUAUCAGGAUUUAGCUACGAAGAAGUGCUUAUGUUAGCAGUGCAGCUAUCUGAUAAUGUUGCCAACUGCUGUGAAGAGGACAAGGACCCCGAUGAAGUGGUCCAUAACUUGAGCAAACUUAUUGCAAAAGCACAGGUGCCAGCGUCUUUUGUCUAUUGUCGUGGCAUGUGCAACCGUGCAUGCCAUUUUUGUCAAAGGUUACAGGACGCUGCUGCGGACUCUACGGAACUCCCGCGUACGAACAGGCGAACAAAUAUGAACGGCAUUGUACAAGGCAUCCUUCGGCAACGCGUGGGUGAUGCAGCCUCGGAGGCUGACAAUACACGCCACAUCAGAACGUGGUGGCAUUCUGCACAACACAAGAGACCGUCUGUAGAGCCAAGUAAAAUAUGCACUGCGAACGAGGUGAGUCCACUGCUUCAUGAUGAGCGCCUAGCCUCCUACGUUGUCUAUCGCCGAAACGGAUUAACCAUCUUGACAAUGCGGCUUUCCGCUACUAACGAUUUUUGUACCACACCUUCAUGUACGUAAAGCAUUCUUGUAC